GCUAGUUAGCUAGCUCCUCCCUAUAUUUACAGGACACUGACACAGACACAGUGCCGCCCUGUGCAUGCAUGCAUGUGCAGCUAGCCGGCCGGAGAGAUGGAUGUCGACGACGAAGAGAGCCUCCUCCUCUACUGCGACGAAGACCCUUUCGCCGACGACUCAACACCACCACCUACGGCGCCCAUCUCACCAUCAUCCGGCGCCGGAUCAAAAGAUGAUGGCGAUCACGCGCAUCAGGCGGUUGAUCUGAACCUUGUGAUGGAGCACAAGUCCAGGGAGAGAUGCUACGCGCCGGCGCGAUCGACGGGCUACCUCCACCGUCUCCUCGACCAUGGCCACCAGCAUGGCGCCGGAGUGUCCGGCGCCAGGUCCAAAGCCGUGCGCUACAUCAUCUACGCAUUCGGCCGCCUGGGGCUGGCGGCGGCGACGGCCUUCAACGCAGUCAACUACCUCGAUCGCUUCUUGUCCAUACACUGCAAUCUCAGUUGGGAGGUGUGGAUGGUGGAACUGCUGAGCGUGGCGUGCCUUUCUGUCGCAUGCAAGCUGGACGAGGUCAGCAUACCGUCCCUGCACGAUCUACAGAUGGAGGAGGUAAUGAGUCAUUCGUUCCGGGCGUCGGCGAUCCGGGACAUGGAGCUGGCGCUGCUCAAGGCGCUCGAAUGGCGUCUCGCCUGCGUCACGCCCUGCUCCUACCUCGACCUCCUCCCCCUCCCCACCACCGCUUCAAAUUGCACCAGCCUCCUCCUCCGAUCUCUUUCAGAUCCCUCUUUUCUCCGAUUUGACGCCUCUAUGCUUGCCACCGCUGCACUCAGGUGUGUGGCCAUACUUCAGGAUCAUGCCCAUCUCAUUGCUCCUCAACUAUGCCAACAGGACGACGAGGCCGAGGAGUGCUUUAAGAUGAUGAAAGCACUUGACACAAGUUUGCAGAAUGAUCCAUCAUCCAUGAAUCAUUAUCAUCAUCAUUACAACUACAGUACUACUGGCCAGAUGCAGGGGAGUCCGAUUUCAGUGAUUCCAUUUGAGAUCACUGACGGUGACAGUACAGUUAACAACAGGGCAGCGGUCAGUCGCCGCUUAUUUGGCACGCCAACAGCACAGGAAAAAUGAAGAUACAUAAACAACCCCCCCCCCCCCC
Lolium perenne is the source of this 1135-nucleotide messenger RNA. Its product is annotated as putative cyclin-D7-1. The record is from RefSeq and is a predicted model, not a curated record. Lineage: Eukaryota; Viridiplantae; Streptophyta; Magnoliopsida; Poales; Poaceae.